AUGUCUACUCAACGCCUUUCCCUUCUCAUUGCAAAUCGAGGUGAAAUCGCUGUACGAAUCCUCCGCACUGCAAAGAAGUUGGGCUUAAGGACGGUUUCUAUUUACACCCCAUCUGAUGCCCUCUCACCCCAUGUCUCUCUGGCCGACGAAUCCGUCGCUCUUCCCGUUGGCAACGAGCCGGAAGGAAGUGCUUAUCGCUCAGCUCGAGAUAUUCUUUCUAUCUGCGAGACGCAUGCUGUCUCUCUCAUCCAUCCUGGUUAUGGCUUCCUUUCGGAAGACCCAGAGGCUGCAAACCUUUUCGUCGAGAAUGGUAUCACAUGGCUUGGCCCGAAACCCGAUGUGAUCAGGACCAUGGGUGUGAAGCAUGAGGCGAGAGCUGUUGCGAUCAAUGCUGGGGUUCCUGUUGUUCCUGGAUCUGACGGAGUUGUGGAGAAUGAAGAGGAUGCCGUGUCGGUGGUGGCAACAAAGAUUGGGUAUCCGGUGAUUCUAAAAGCGACCUCUGGAGGAGGAGGGAUGGGUAUGGUGAUUUGUGCAUCUGAAGAUGAGCUUCGAGAGAAGUUUCAGGGAACGAUUGACCGAGCCAAGGCUCUCUUUGGAGACGGAAGAGUUUUCAUAGAGAGAUAUCUCCCAGCUGCGCGUCAUAUUGAAAUACAGAUUUUCGGAUAUGGGAAUGGCGAAGUCGUGCAUCUAGGAGAGCGAGAAUGUAGCAUCCAGAGACGACAUCAGAAAGUCAUCGAGGAGUCACCAAGUCCAUUCUUUUCCCUACACGAAGGUCUCAGAGAAACCAUGUGUGAUGCUGCGGUCCGCCUCGGUAAAUCAAUCAAUUACAGUUCAGCUGGUACCGUGGAAUUCAUCGUUGACGAUGUAACUGGAGACUUCUUUUUCCUCGAAAUGAACACCCGCAUUCAAGUGGAGCAUCCUGCCACGGAGGUGGUUCGUCCAGGGUUGGACCUCGUGCAAUGGAUGAUAGAGUUGGGAAUCUUCGAACGGCAAAACGGACGGACUCGAAAUCUGCAUAACCUUGUGCCGGCCGCUAAUGGGCACGCAAUUGAAGCUCGUGUCUACUCGGAAAAUCCUUUCGAGGAAUUCAAACCCUGCCCGGGGCUUUUACAGUUCGUUGACUUGAGAGAACAAGCAGGCUACGAUUGGCUACGAGUCGAAAGCUGGGUAUCAACCGGAACCUCAAUCUCACCCUUCUUUGAUCCCCUGAUUUGCAAGUUAAUUGUCUAUGGGUCAACGAGAGAAGAAGCACUCUCUCGACUCGAUUACAUUUUGAAUGAAGUUAAAGUGCAUGGGCCACCGAAUAACCUGGAAUAUCUCAAAUAUGUGGUGAAAUCUGAAGUGUUUCGUAGCGGUCGAGGGACUACGCAGUUCUUGAACACGGUUGAUUUUACACCCAGCUCAUUCACAGUGUUAUCUCCCGGAUUGGAUUGUUCUAUUCAAGAUUAUCCGGGUCGUACGGUUGGCUUCGGAGUACCUCGGAGUGGGGCCAUCGACUCGAUGGCUUUCAGGAUAGCUAACGUACUUGUUGGGAAUCCGCAUACGGUUGAGGGAAUGGAAGUCAUCGUCGUACCAAAUGUUGACUUUGAGCUGCGUUUCCAUGUAGAGACAGUUGUAGCUGUUACAGGGAAGUCGGCCGACGUGUCAGUAAAUGGUGUUCAGCAAGCGAUGUGGGCAAAGAUCGUAGUUCCAGCUGAUAGCAAUCUGCUGCUUCAACAUGCUGCUGACCGAGGAGGGGGCCUGCGAUGCUAUGUCGCCUUCAGGGGGGGAUUCCCCGACGUACCGAAGUAUCUCGAGUCCAAGUCGACGUCGAUGGGGCUCGGUGGAUAUCAGGGACGAAAACUGCUACCCGGCGACGAAAUAGCCUUGAAUCCGGACAGCGGCUGCCCUUCGUCAGACAUCUCAACAGGCUACGCUCUGCCCUCUCAUACAAUUCCUGUAUAUCCCUCUCAUUGGGUUAUACAUGUUCUACCUGGACCUCAUGAAGAUGAGGUGUUCAUUACUUCUGAUGGAAUACAACGCUUGUAUUCUACGCAUUGGAAAGUUGACGCAUCUAGCAAUAGGAUGGGGAUUCGUUUAGAAGGGGAGAGCACCAUCUUAUGGGCAAGGGAAGAUGGAGGUGAGGGUGGCUCACAUCCUUCUAACAUUUUAGACGUUGGCUAUGCGCCGGGCACUGUCAACAUCAAUGGCGACACUCCAGUUAUACUUACCGUGGAGGGUCCGGAUAUGGGAGGGUAUGUAUGUGCCUUCACAAUAUGUGAAGCAGAUUGGUGGAAGACUGGCCAAUUCAAUCCCGGAGACACGGUUCAAUUUACGAGAGUGACCUGGGACCAAGCACGUUCACUUCAGCGGAAGAAUGAAUCCUUCAUUCGCGUCAUCGAGGACAGCAUCAAGUCAAAUAAGCUGCCAACAGCUGCCUUGAAUAUAUCCCAUGCUGAGUUUGUGGACAUGCCUUACGACCCGAAGAUACAUGUCAUCCCCCCCUCAGCAACAAAACCACAAGUGGUCUUUCGUAUGGCCGGAGAUUCCUGCAUCCUGGUCGAGUUCGGUGAAAUGGCUAUGGACUUUGUGGUUCGUGCUCGAAUCCACGAGUUCGAACGCGAGGUCAAACGAAGGAAUAUUGAGGGAGUUCUAAGGUUCUGUCCCUGCGUGAGGUCGACAAUGGUACACUUCGAUGCUUCGGUCAUAUCGUCGCUGCACACCCUCGUCGGUACUCUAGUAGAAGCUUACGAGGCGACACCAGACGACUAUUCAAAGAUGACAUUCCCAGGCCGGCGAGUAACUCUUCCGAUCGUGUUGGAUGAUAGAUGGAAUAAAGAAGCUGUCGAUAAGUAUAUGAGAACAAUUCGGGACAAAGCCGUUUACCUGCCCGGUUGUGUGGAGUAUCUCGCGAAGAAUAACGGAUUGAAGGACGGUGAGGAAGCACUGAGAAAGUUGAUUUCGACAGACUUUCUUGUUAUUGGUGUAGGGUUUUACCUGGGAUUACCAUUCAUUAUUCCGAUCGAUCCGCGGUGCAGACUCGUAGGGCAAAAAAUGAACCCUUCGCGGACUUACACGCCCAGAGGAGCCAUCGGUAUCGCGGGCGUCGUUGCCGCAAUAUACCCCAUCGAAUCUCCCGGCGGGUAUCAGCUUUAUGGUAGGACAUUACCAGGUUGGAGUACAUGGGGUCAAGGAGAAGACUUUCACUCGGAUAAACCGUGGUUUUUUGAAUCAUUCGACCAAGUGAGGUUCGAACCCAUCAGUGAGGAAGAAUAUCUCGCGGUUGAGAGAGAGUUUGAUGCAGGAAAAUACAAGUUCAGGAUAGAGCAAGUGAACUUCGCAAUACAGGAAUACCUCGACUUUGUCGAUCCGUUACAGCAGGAGAUCGAAGUCUUCAGAAGCGGACAACGACGCGCUGGGGUUGAGAUCAAUUCGAUCGAACAGGUUCUGUUGCGGGAAUGGGAGCUCUCGAAGGAGAAAGCAAGCAGAUCAAUUGACACCGGGAAGUCGGAGGCGUUUUCUACAGAGGCAACUACUGCGGUUACUUCACCUGUCCAUGCUUCUGUAUGGAAAAUUAAAGCAAGAUUGGGGGAUGAAGUCAAGUCUGCUGGUGAUGUUUUGAUCAUCCUAGAAGCCAUGAAGACCGAGAUUCCUGUCAAAGCUGGAAGUCGGAACGUCGGAAAGAAGGUUGUGGGCUUCGGUGAAGUCGAUGGGGAGGGCAUUAAGGAAGGAGUAGCCGUUCGGAUGGGGGAUGUGCUCGUUAUCUUAGAUUGA
Messenger RNA from Marasmius oreades (fairy-ring Marasmius), 3753 nucleotides. RefSeq lists its product as uncharacterized. Gene Ontology annotation, molecular function: metal ion binding; ATP binding. The transcript has 18 exons. Bases 1 to 3753 code for a protein of 1250 amino acids. The record is from RefSeq and is a predicted model, not a curated record. NCBI's taxonomy places the organism in Eukaryota, Fungi, Basidiomycota, Agaricomycetes, Agaricales, Marasmiaceae.